Phoenix dactylifera (date palm) is the source of this 1561-nucleotide messenger RNA. RefSeq names its product putative glycosyltransferase At3g07620. Lineage: Eukaryota; Viridiplantae; Streptophyta; Magnoliopsida; Arecales; Arecaceae. Gene Ontology annotation, molecular function: glycosyltransferase activity. The record is from RefSeq and is a predicted model, not a curated record.
UUUCCAGCUGCAACCCCUUAGUAGUCCCCAAAGACAGCAUGUCCUCCUCCUCCGGCUCUUCUUCCUUCCUCUCGGCGCCAAUGAGCCGCUCCUUUGUGCCGAAGGGCUUGACCCUUCUCACCUCUAUCCUUCUCUUGGUCUAUAUCUCCUCCACCUCCAAUUACUUCCUCCAUCUCCGCAAUAACCUUCUUCUCCUCACAUCCUCACUCGGCUCCGCCCCUUUUCCUCCCCGGAUCCACCCGGACCCCCCGUCUCUCGCCCGAAACGCUUCCAAUGGUGGCGUUUCUGAUGUGCCCCGGUCGCCAGGUUCGAAAAAGGCGCCGCCUUUUUUAUGGGAUGGGAGCGGCCUGGAAGGCAGGAUCGAUCGGUCUUCGAGGUCUAGGCAACAAUUUGGUUCAAAAGGUAAAGGUUUUAACAAUCAGGUGUUUCAUGAUAAAUAUAUAUUUACUGAAGACUAUAAGGAGAUGAACCGAAGCUUUAAGGUUUUUGUAUACCCACAUAGCAAAGAGCAUCCAUUUGCACAUGCCUUUCUCCCGGUGGACUUUGAACCUGGUGGAAACUAUGCUAGUGAAAGUUACUUUAAAAAGGCUCUUAUCCAAAGUCAUUUCAUAACUAAGGAUCCAUUGGAGGCUGAUCUCUUCUUCUUACCUUUCUCAAUUGCAAGGUUGCGUCAUGAUCCAAGAGUUGGUGUUGGAGGCAUCUCAGAAUUUAUACGCAAUUAUAUUACUGAUAUUAGGCAAAACUACCCUUAUUGGAACCAAUCUGGUGGUGCCAACCAUUUUUAUGUUGCUUGCCAUUCCAUUGGAAGGUCUGCAAUGGCGAGAGCAGAAGAAGUUAGAUUGAAUGCAAUUCAAGUUGUAUGCUCUUCUAGUUAUUUUCUCUCUGGAUAUGUUGCACACAAGGAUGCAUCUUUGCCUCAGAUCUGGCCGAGACAUGGAACCCCUCCAAAUGUAUUUUCAUCAAAAAGGGCCAGACUAGCCUUUUUUUCUGGAUCAGUCAACUCUCCUGUACGCAAAAGACUUAUGGAAGCCUGGGGAAAUGACUCUGAGAUCCUUGUCCAUUCCGGCCACAUUACAACUCCAUACGAGGAGGGGCUUCUUAACAGCAAAUUCUGCCUCCAUGUCAAGGGUUUCGAAGUCAACACUGCAAGGAUCGGCGAUGCAAUCUACUUUGGAUGUGUGCCCGUGAUAAUUGCCAAUCAUUACGAUCUACCCUUUGCUGAUAUACUGAACUGGAAGAGCUUCUCUCUUGUUGUUGCUACCUUGGAUAUUCCACUGCUUAAGAAAAUUCUCCAUGAUGUAAGGCCGGGGCAGUAUGAAAUGUUGCAAAAGAAUGUACUCAAGGUACGCAAGCAUUUCCAGUGGCAUUCUCAUCUUCCAGUAGAUUAUGAUGCCUUUUAUAUGGUAAUGUAUGAACUGUGGCUCCGUCGGAGUGCUAUAAAAUUCUCUGUUUCUUGGACUUCUGAGACGUGUAGUCACAAUAGUAGCACUGUAAACUGCACAUAAGGAUAUCUGUAUGAAUCGAAGUGUUGAGCAAUAACAAGUUAGCUUCAGGUCAGUGA